Messenger RNA from Penicillium chermesinum, 1503 nucleotides. RefSeq names its product cytochrome P450. The transcript has 3 exons. The record is from RefSeq and is a predicted model, not a curated record. Lineage: Eukaryota; Fungi; Ascomycota; Eurotiomycetes; Eurotiales; Aspergillaceae. Bases 1 to 1503 code for a protein of 500 amino acids. Gene Ontology annotation, molecular function: heme binding; iron ion binding; oxidoreductase activity, acting on paired donors, with incorporation or reduction of molecular oxygen, reduced flavin or flavoprotein as one donor, and incorporation of one atom of oxygen.
AUGGGCAUGACAUCACUUUCGCAGGCGGGCCUGAGCAAUCUAUGGGUAAUCCUGGCUGCUGUCACAGCUAUUUGCUUGGUUUCACAAAGAGUAGUCAGGUAUAUUCAAAGUAUGGAGCGGUUCAGUCUUGGAAGGAUGAAAUGUACUGAUAACCUUAUAGAAAGAAGAUACGUUCGAGAGAAUGGCUGUGUGCCUCCGUCCACGACUCUCAGACAAGGCUUCCUGGGGCUGGGUAUGUUGAGGGACAUACAAAAGGCAAACCGUGAACACCGUGUCCGUGCACAGUUUGGCGAAUGGUUCGCCAAGUAUGGCCAUACAUGGGGGGCAGACACUGGUGGGCGGUUAUUCAUCAUGACAGUGGAGCCUAAGAACAUCCAGAGCAUUUUGGCUCUGAAGUUUAAGGACUUCGAGCUUGGAACUUAUCGCAACAAGAGCUUCUAUCCCUUGCUUGGCUAUGGGAUCUUCUCCACGGAUGGAAGCAAGUGGGAGCACUCGCGGGCUAUGCUUCGUCCUAAUUUUGCGCGGAAUCAGAUCGCUGAUAUCGAGAUCUAUGAGAGACAUGUCGCCGCGCUUAUCAAGCAGAUUCCCCGUGAUGGAUCCACGGUCGACUUGCAGGAGCUUUUCUUCAGAAUGUCCAAGACAAUCGAUUCUGCCACCGAGUUUUUAUUCGGCGAAUCCGUCAACUCCCUCGAGAACCCGACAUCAGGCCCAGAGCAAUCCUUCUCCAGCAACUUCAAUAUCGCCCAAGAUGGUCUAUCCCAUCGCUUCCGUCUCGGCCCUUUCAGGUUCCUAUACAGGAACAAGCAGUUCGCCCCUGCAGUCCAGAAUUGCCGCGACUAUGUAGACCGAUUCGUCCAAAAGGCCAUACAGUACCGCGCGGACGUCGACAGCGGCAAGAUCUCUCCCGAGGAAGCCAAGCUCAACGACCUGCAAUAUAUCUUCUCUUACGAACUAUCCAAGCACACAAUCAACAAAACCGAACUGACAGAUCAACUCCUCAGCAUCCUCCUCGCCGGGCGUGACACCACAGCCUCCCUCCUAGCCAUCACCUUCUGGGUUCUCGCCCGACGCCCUGACGUCUGGACCACACUCCGUAAGGAAAUUCUCACCCUCGACGGCCGCAAACCCGACUUCCAAGAGCUCAAAAACCUGACCUACCUCUCUUGGGUUCUCAACGAAGUCCUCCGUCUUUACCCCGUCGUUCCCGUGAACUCACGCAUGGCCAAUAAAGACACCCACCUCCCCGUCGGCGGCGGCCCAGACGGCAAAGAUCCCAUCUUCGUACCGAAGGGCAACGAGGUCUUUUACUCCGUCAGCACCAUGCACCGCCGCAAGGAUAUCUACGGCGACGACGCGGAGGAGUUCCGGCCCGAGCGCUGGGAGAAGUUGCGGCCUGGCUGGGCAUAUCUGCCGUUCAAUGGAGGCCCGCGGAUCUGCAUUUGGGCAGCAGUUUGCGCUGACGGAAGCGGGGUAUACGGUUGUGCGUGUAUUACAGGAGUUUGA